This is a messenger RNA of Anneissia japonica, 2997 nucleotides long. Its product is annotated as F-box only protein 28-like. NCBI's taxonomy places the organism in Eukaryota, Metazoa, Echinodermata, Crinoidea, Comatulida, Comatulidae. The coding region runs from base 14 to 1075 and encodes 353 amino acids. The record is from RefSeq and is a predicted model, not a curated record. Gene Ontology annotation, molecular function: protein binding. Gene Ontology annotation, biological process: protein polyubiquitination. The transcript has 4 exons.
UACAAACGCAGUUAUGGAUCCGUCUGUGCGGAGCUCAAGGGUCGAACCAUCCACAUCACUUUCCUAUGAAACAAAUGAGACAGACGACAGUAAAGUAUUGGAGCAACCGACAUUAUUAUCACUACCUACAGAAGUUGUUGAGAUGAUUUUAUCGAAUUGUUCUUACGCAGAAAUUAGUGAAAAACGUCUGGUAUGCAAAUUUUUUAAUCAAGUGUGUCAGAGUGUAUUAAACCAAGGUCUGCAUCAAGUGAUGCGUUAUCACAACCAGUGUUCACGCAAACUAAAAGCACUAUUACCACGGCGUGAAUCGGAGCGACGUAACCAUGCACUCGCACGGCAUUGUGAUAUCCUGUCCGCAAUUGAGACACGAAUGUCAUUGUUAUCGAUGACAUACUCCAAAUAUAUUGAUCUUCGUCUAUGUUGUUUCAUUCCAGGAAAGGUUAUUGAUGAGGUUUACUAUGUCUUGCGGUACUUACAAUCGACCGAGUCGCCACCAAGGGCACAUGAGCUACUUCAAGAACUCCGAGACAUCUCGUCGAUGGCCAUGGAACACUUUGACGAGAAAAUUGUACCUGGUCUGAAGAAGUCCCUCCUCCCACGAGAAACCCCUUCACAGUCUUACAGUAGCGCAGGAGUGAGGAUGGCAGGCGAUUUAACUGAUCCAUCCGAUAUAUGUCAGGAUCGCUACCAACAGGCUUUCCAUAAACUUCAAGCAAAGCAACGGUACACACUCACCAGCAUCGUUACUCUUAAGAAGGAUCUUCAAAGUUGUAAAUCGCAGCUGGCGGAGGAACGCCGGAAGGUGGAAGAGCAGGGGCGCACAGUAGCCCAGCAGGGACUGCUCAUUGCCGAGCUGUCGACCGCAAACGGUGUUUUGGAGCGGAAGUUACUAGAGCAACAGAGUAAACAAGUGCAAUAUGAUCAAAUGUUUGAGGAUCUUUCGGCCAAAGUGGCCAUGUUGGAUGAACGAACUGGUGACGAUAAGGAAGGCCCCAGUCGAAAGAGAGCUCACAGAGAUGUGCCGGCAACAAGUGCAAAAUCAGACUUGUUUGCAAAGAAAGCUCGAAAGAAAUAAUGAAGAAAAUUUAGAGGGUAAAGAUUAUGUUAACGUAAUAAUAGCAACAAAUUCUGGGCAUGCUUAGAUCAGACAUGCUGUCAUGACACUUUUGUUUGCUGUUGCCAUGUUACCUUUGAUAUGGGCUUAUAUGGAGAAAUCAGUGACUUGGACAAGGAGCUCAGUGAGAUUUUUUUAGUUGCAGCACGGAAAAAUUAUUUUCAUGGGCAUCAUUAUCUUUGAAUUGUUUCCGUCUGUCCAUUUAUUUAAUUGCAACAUUUUUGUUGCUAGUGUAGUGUAUAUACUGUAAAAAUGCUAUCUUUAUUAUUGUUACAAUGGUAACCAUUACAAUGCUUUUAUUGUAUCAUAUUAUCUUUUUUUUUAAUUAUUACUGUAUUCUUAUUUUAUUAUUGUUUUUGUUGUCAUUGUUAUUAUUCUUCAAAUUAUUUUUACCAUAGUAUUUUUAAUAUUAUUAUUAUCUUGAAAUUAAUAUUUUGUAAAGAAUAUUAACUUCAGGUAUACUUUAUUUUGGAUGGAGAUUGGCUCUUAAAAAGAGCCUCUUUAAUUGUAGGCAGGUUGUUGUAAGGAGAAGUAAAUCAUUCUUACUAUUAUUUUUUUCAUAAAAUUUAUUAUUUAAAAUGAUCAAACCCGGCAGAAAGAUCUAAAAUUCAGUACUUAAUUGUGAAUGCGGUAUUCAUUUGAUACAGUAUACAAACGUACAAAACCCAGUACGCUCAGUGGAUAUUUCUUGAGUCUGUGUGUUGCUUAUAUCCAAUCAUAUGAGAGGGAAAUCAGGAUGUUUUUUUUUGCCACAGGGAUGAUUAAUUUUGCCACAGUGGUUUCUGUGUGAUAUACACUCUCUAGUAGCCUGGAUAACAAUUUAUGGUUUGGGAGGAGGGGGAAAAGACCAGCAGGGCCAUGGAAAAGAUUUUUUAUUUAAAUGAACCUGUGUGGGGUUCUAGGAGGAAAAUCUUUCAAUUUUUUUGUUGGUCUGAGACGUUCUGCAAUCUACGCUUAUGGAAUUUUUGUUCUUUGGCUUGAUCUGUCUGAUAAAAUGCAUAAUCCUCUCCCCCCUCCCCUCCCCCUUCCUUGCCGGUGAAUUUUUGUUCUGUGGCUUGACCUGUCUGAUAAAGUGCAUAAUCCUCUACCCCACCUCCCCUCCCACUUCCUUGCUGGUGGUGCCACUGCAAUGGGGCAAGGCUUAUGAGCUUUCAGUUGAAUGUUGCAGAUAUGUGUGCUGUAUAUAAAUCCUAUAUUGAAGUAAAUAGAAUUUAUACUAUAGUAAUAAUUAUAGUCUUAACAAAUAUUACUAAAUAUGCUUCAGAAUGUAUAAUAUAAUAAUAAAAUGGGGAAAAUCACCAUAAGUUAUUAUAUUUAUAUAACUAAUGUUAUUAUAUUUAUAUGCGGGAACACCAAAGGUUUUUGAUAAUUGAUUGAAUUUGUAAAGCCUAGACAACAAAAUUAUGAUAGUUAUUUAAACUUUUUCCCACACUUUUGGUAACUUUUUAAGUCGCAUCAUGUACAUAAAUAUUAUUAUUAAUAAUGUCUUUUUUAAAAAGAAAAAAAAUUAUUUACUUAGGCGUACAGUACAAGCAUAAUCAGUUGCCGUUACAAAUAAUGUGAAUAUUAUUUCAUAGGAGUAUAAAUUUUGUUUUUCCUUAUUUAAUAAUCUCCUAAUUAUCAUAUGUUAUUCAUUUUGCCUCUUUUUCCAGUUAUUGUACUUCAUAAAGAUUUCAUGUAAAUAUCAUGUGGCCAAGAGAAGCCAAACCAGACGGUCGUCGCAAAUCCCGUUUCAGAAAUAAUGGCCAAACAUGCUGGGAUGUCAACAUUUUUAAAAUCUAUUUUACUACACUAAACUAACCUUUAUAUAUCUAUAUAGUUUAUCAUGCUAUGCUGUUAUUUUCUUCAUUUUCAAUGUUAAAACAACAAUUUGUAACAAUUUG